Daphnia carinata is the source of this 2425-nucleotide messenger RNA. Its product is annotated as U4/U6.U5 tri-snRNP-associated protein 1-like. Gene Ontology annotation, biological process: maturation of 5S rRNA; mRNA cis splicing, via spliceosome. NCBI's taxonomy places the organism in Eukaryota, Metazoa, Arthropoda, Branchiopoda, Diplostraca, Daphniidae. Gene Ontology annotation, cellular component: U4/U6 x U5 tri-snRNP complex. The record is from RefSeq and is a predicted model, not a curated record.
GGCAGUUGGUUCAUAAAUAACAGACGAAUAAGUACGCUUUGCGACUCCGACUUCACAAACUACUAUCGAACAAUUGUCGGUUUCUUUCAGACUAAUUUUUACAAAUUUGAUGGCGUCGCGCAAAGAGAAACCUGUGACAGGAAAGGGAAGCAAUCCAAAUUCAGCGGAAGAUGACAGACCAACAGCUAAUUCUACCAAUGAAACUUCUAUAUCAGUUGAAGAAACUAACAGAAUAAGAGCCAAACUUGGUUUGAAGCCAUUGGAAACUGGAGAAAAAAAUUCCACUGUCGAAUCCAGUUCUGAUAAAAAAGAUGUUCAUGUCCCGGCAGAGAACUUGCGUGAAAAAAAGACAACAGAAGAGUUAAGACGUAAGCUGGAUGAAAGACGGGAAAAAAGAAAAAUUGAACAAAAGCUUGCACAAGUGCGUACCAUUGUGCAAACAGCAACAACAGAAGAUGAUGAUGCUGUUAGCUGGGUGGAAAAAUCCAGGAAAUUGCAGAAACAAAAAGAAGAGGCUGCAAAACGGGCAAAAAUGCUUGAAGAAAUGGAUGAAGCAUUUGGUGUUGCGGAUAUGGUAACAACAGAAUUGAUAAAACAAAAAGCCAAAGCAUACACUAGCAAAGAUCUGCGAGGAUUAAAAGUGGAACAUGACAGGGAAAACAUAUUAGAAGGAAAAGAUGUUGUAUUGACUCUGAAAGAUCAGAACAUAUUGCAAGAGGAAGGGGACGUCCUUGUAAAUGUAAAUCUGAUAGAUACAGAAAGAUACAAAAAGAACAAUGAAAUCAAGAAACAGAGACCUGGUUACCAGCCUUUUGAAGAAGAAGAAGUUGAUGAAUUGGGUAUUCCAAAAUCCAAUCUUCUGGCUAAAUAUGACACUGAAAUAGAUGGAGAAAAAAGAGACAGCUUCGUUCUAGGUAAAGCUGGUGAUGAAGAAGCCAAACUAAAAGCGCAAAAGUUGAUGAAAGACAAAUUACUAUUGCAGCAGAAGAAAAUUGAGUCGCUAGAAUCCCGGCCGCUGCAAAUUGCCUCUGAGUACUAUACGGCAGAAGAAAUGGUUUCCUUCAAGAAAGUAAAGCGUCGCGUGAAAAAAGGUGGAACGAAGGGCAAUCGUGUAUUAAAAGCCGACGAUCUUAUUCAAGGAACAGGAGAAGAAGUAGUUUCAUCAGACUUAGGAUCUCGAAAGAGGAAAAUGGAGGAAGAGGCUGUGGAAGAUUUGAGCGGUUUCAAGGUCACAAUAGAAGAGUCACAAAAAGAAAUUCGACAAGCAAUAAUGAAGGCGAACAAGCUCAAAGAAAAAAAGGUUGAGCAAUGGGACAUGACUACAGUGGCGAGGUCAAUAAAACGCGAACCAGUUGAAGAAAACGAAAGUAUGGAAGAAGACCCGAUGAAAAGUAGUAUCAUACUUAAUGCAACGGCAGAGUUUUGUCGAACUCUUGGAGAUAUUCCUACAUAUGGCAUGGCAGGAAAUCGUGACGAAGACGAAGAUGAGUUAAUGGAUUUUGAGCGACAGUUAGCAGAAGAACGUAGAAGAAAUCAAGAAAAAGAAGAACGGAAGAGGGAAGCCGAAAGACUUCAGGAACGCGGAGGAUGGAACGUAUUGGAACGCGAUAACGAGCAAGGAUCCGACGACAGCAUGGAUGUUGAUCGUCACGAAAAAGAUAACGCUACCGUUAUAUUGGAUGAAGAACCUGAUGUCGGCUCGGGAAUGGCGGCUGCUCUAAAAUUGGCCAUGAGCAAAGGCUACCUCGAGAAAGAGGAGAAAAAGAGGAUUGUAAUUUCCAAAUCCGCACAAGAAUUGCAAGCGCAGCGUUACACAAUAGAAGACAAAGCAACGGAAGAUGAUAAGUACUCCAGAAGAAAUCGGUUCGAUGGUCCGGUUGUUGAAUUCAAAGACAAAGAAGGCUAUAAACCUUUGCCAAAACUCGAAUACAUGGACGAUAAUGGCAAACCCAUGUCGACAAAAGAAGCUUUCCGGCAUCUAUCACACAAAUUUCAUGGAAAAGGAUCUGGCAAGCUUAAAUCCGAAAAGCGAGCCAAAAAGGAUGAAGACAAAAUGUUAAUGAACCGAAUGUCGUCGACAGAUACACCAUUAAACACGUUAAAAAAAUUGCAGGACAAGCAGAAAGAAUUGCAAAGCCCAUACGUGGUUCUUAGCGGGAAAAUGGCACCAACGUCAAUAGUGAAACCUGGCAAAGGGAAAAAGUGAAAGGUUUCAUAGCAAUUUGGCAUCUGACAGCAACUGCUCUGUAGUCACGUUGUUCUGCUGCCACAACUGACGGAGCCUAUCAAGGUUCAUUCGCUUCUCUCUAGGGACACCUUCCAUUAGAAAAAUGUAUGGUCCAAAUUCCUGGAAAGACUUCUGAAUAUUUAAUUUUGAGUUGUAUCCUUCACAUCGACUUGAAAUACACUUGAUGGUAAUGUUGAA